CACCUGCUAUAAAUUCUUCUCUCCCUUCGCUCUCUCUCUCUCUCUCUCCACCAUUAUUCUCAGCUAACUUCAGCUUCGUCUCCCUCCCUUCCUUCCUCUCUCUCUCUCUCUCUGUAUGUAUGUACGUCCAACAAUGCAGUGUUAGAGCAGUUCACUUUCUGAUGGUGAAUUUAUGGGAAAAUUAUCCUCUGCGAUCUCCUUUUCCAUGCGCAUUCAGCAUUUCGCCAUAAAUGCUUCGCCUGUUUGACAAGAACCCGUCGCAAAAAGUGCCCAAUCUCUGUCAUUCCAAGAAUUCCUGCGUCCUCUCAUAAACCCAAUUCGAAAUCAAGCAAAAGGACAGUUCCUUGUCUUUGAGAAAGUCCCCAUAUCCUCUCUCUCUCUCUCUCUCUCUCUCUCUCUCUGCCCACUCAAAAAAGUUCCAAACUUUCUGCUGAAGAAGCUCCCGAUCCCGCCAUGGAAAUAACCACCGUUAAUUUCCACCAUCGGAAGUCCUUCAAGAGCGACCCGCGCCCUCUGAUGCUCAAGGACUACUUGCGGGACGACAUGAGCUCCUGCUCAUCCAACGGCUUCAAAUCCUUCCCCCGCCGACAGUGCUGCACCACCGUCCGAUUCCUCCUCGAGAUCGACCUCAAAGCGGCACCCUUGGCCCCCUCCAAACGACGCCCGCGGAAAACCAGCCCGCGCCCUCCGGCGACGGCCUCCGUCCUGCAGAGAGCCUCCGUCAAGGUCCUCAACGCCAUGAAGCUCCUCCAGCUUCACUCCGCCAAGUCCCCCUCGGGCGACGCGGCGAAGAAGACCAAAGCUCGCGGCCGCAGGGGGCUCUUGCCUCGGAGCCUCUCGCGGAAGCUGUGGAGCCGGAGCUUCUGGAGGAAACAGCCGAGCCGAGACGACCGCCUUGGCGAGGGGACCGGGCGGCGGACGUCUGUCGAGAAUCGGCCCCCGCCGCCGCCCGAUCUGAACGCCGCCUCCGCAGUGGCGCCUCACAGGUUCUCCACGAGCUCCAGCAGCAGCAACAACCGCCGGAACAGCAGCAGCUGGGACAGCAGCGAGUUCGCGGCCGAGCUGGCCCGUUCUCCGGGCGGCGACCCGGAGAGCCCCGGGCGGCCGAACGACGUCGUGUCGGAGGAUAAGGGCCCCGCACCGCGGGGACCACACGAUGAGAAGGUCAGCGAUAAAGUAGGCGCAACGCACGGCCAGGAUUCCAUCGCAGCGACCCCCACCUGCUCUAAGCAAGAAUGGCCUAAUGAGGAGAAGGAGCAGUUCAGUCCGGUGUCUGUCUUGGACUGUCCAUUCAACGAUGACGAGGACAUUGCUUCCCCUUUUGAAUGGAGCCCUUCACGUAUCGGAGGUGCCAAACACAAGCUCAGGCACAAGGCUCACCGGUGCGAGACGCUUUCUCGAUUGAAGCCAAUGCAGUUGGAGAGAAGGAUCGCUUUGUCGGAGCUCGAAGACGAGGUUCCAGUGCAGUACCCUAGCUUGGCCCCCAGUCCGAGUGUUCUUACUGAGGUUCAAGACGACGAAAGAAAGAUCGAAGAGAAGAUUCGAGAGUUGCUUGAUGUCGCUGCGGGAAUUGAUCCGUCUUUCACCUCGAAAGUGGACAUUCUCCUGUUGGACUUCUUCAGGGAGAGGCUGGAGGAGGAGAGCGCGAACAAGAUUGCGAUUGGAGGAUUGGAUGAGUUCGAGAGCGAACUGUUGAAGGUAGCCGAGGGUUGGAUCAAUCGGCAACCCCAAGAAGUGUUUUUAGGAUGGGAGGUUGAAGAUGGAAGGCAUGCUUACAUUAAGGAUAUGGAGAGGAGAGAGAGAUGGAGAAAUGUGGAUGAAGAAAAGAUGGAAGUUGCUUUGGGCUUGGAGGUUGAGGUUUGGGGAUCUUUGAUGGAUGAAGUCUUGCUAGAUAUCUUUACCUGAAGAUGUGGAAAUUAGAGAGAAUAAAUUAGGUUGAUUUUCCCCUUUUUUCUUCUUGGUUGGGAAGCAAUCAUGCUUCAUGAGGUAGAGACAAUUGAUGAGAGCAUUCACCAGUUCAAUUUUGAAGUCUUGAUUGAAAAGAGCUGAGACCUCUCUCUUCUUUGUCCUUUUUCCAUAGGAAUGAGUCCAAUUCUUGAUUGGUAGUAUUGCCCAUAAAAUCAGUCACUCCAUAAUGGAGGACCAUAUCUUGAGGAACCAACAUUGAUUGCAAAUGCUGGCAAAAGGGCCAAGAUGGGG
Molecule: messenger RNA, 2199 nt
Organism: Eucalyptus grandis
Lineage: Eukaryota; Viridiplantae; Streptophyta; Magnoliopsida; Myrtales; Myrtaceae
Exons: 3
Coding region: 454-1905 (483 amino acids)
Source: RefSeq, a predicted model, not a curated record